UUCCUGCGGAGUCGAGCUUCUGCAUUUGCACGUGCGAUUUACAAGUCCUCGGCCGCUGCGACCUUCUCCUCAAGCAUUCGACGCGGGUCUUGCCUGCUCUCGGCAUAGCGGCGACUCCCGCCGCUACUGCGGACGAGCAGAACGAUUCGUCCUCUCAGCGGGCAGGAAAGCACACAGCUCAAUAUCACCUCCUCCUCAUGACCAUGGCCACAAUCGACGCCAAAGUCGCCAAAGUCCUCGACUCGCGGCAGGCCGACUCGGACGACGAGGAUGCACUGAUCGCCGAGCUGGAAAAUGACGAAGAUACCGAGUUCUCCGCUCUGCGUGAGAAGCGUUUGCAACAACUCCAUCAAGAAGUCUCUCGUGCCAAGCUGAUGAAGGAGACCGCACAUGGAACCUACCAGGAAAUCAAGUCAGAAGAGAGUCUGAUGGAAAUAUCCACCUCCGAAAAGCUCUGCAUCGUUCACUUCAUGAAGCCGGAUUUCAACAGAUGCGGCUACAUGGACUCGAAGCUGGCCAUCUUGGCAGAGAAGCACUUUGACACGAGAUUUGUUUCUAUCAAUGUCGAAAAUGCGCCUUUCCUCGUGGUCAAACUCAACAUCAAGGUCUUGCCUUGUGUUAUUGCCUUUAUAGAUGGCAAGUCUGUGGACAGAAUAAUUGGCUUCGAAGGCAUUGGCUACAAGCCCGAUUCUUUCACCACGAGUGAACUGGAGGCGAGACUGCUGCAGAGUGGCGUCUUAGUGAGAUCAAAGAUGAAUGAUGAGGACGACCGCAGACGAAUCAAGCGAGAGGAGCAGGAGAGGGAAGAAGCUUGGGAUUCUGAUGAGUAAGGCGCUUGAUGAAUCGCGGCAUGGCAAUUUGAGCCUUUCAUCGUAUCCGCAAGACCUAGAUGGCCUCACAGGAGACCGGCUUUCCCAGUUCUACUCAGAAUCGGCCGCAGAGGUCUUGGAAUCCGGUUUUCCGCAGUCUUUUAAUCUGCUACACGC
Cercospora beticola is the source of this 986-nucleotide messenger RNA. Its product is annotated as thioredoxin domain-containing protein. Lineage: Eukaryota; Fungi; Ascomycota; Dothideomycetes; Mycosphaerellales; Mycosphaerellaceae. The record is from RefSeq and is a predicted model, not a curated record. Gene Ontology annotation, cellular component: cytoplasm.